Zymoseptoria tritici IPO323 is the source of this 1146-nucleotide messenger RNA. RefSeq lists its product as uncharacterized. The record is from RefSeq and is a predicted model, not a curated record. The coding region runs from base 1 to 1146 and encodes 381 amino acids. The transcript is spliced from 2 exons. Lineage: Eukaryota; Fungi; Ascomycota; Dothideomycetes; Mycosphaerellales; Mycosphaerellaceae.
AUGGCAGGCGAGGUCCGUCAACCGAUCGACCAGGCCAAGUUGGAAAAGUACAUCAACGACAACGUGCCCGAGAUCAAGACUCCGAUCGAGUUGAAGCAGUUCGGCUUCGGCCAAUCCAACCCAACCUACCAAAUCACCGACUCCACCGCGAAGCGAUACGUCCUCCGCAAGAAACCUCCAGGAAAACUGCUCUCCAAAACAGCCCACCGCGUCGACCGCGAAUACCAAGUCAUCCACGCCCUCGCCUCCACCGACGUCCCCGUCCCCACCGCCUACGCCCUCUGCGAAGACGACUCCAUCCUCGGCACUCCCUUCUACAUCAUGUCCUUCCUCGACGGCCGCUUCAUCUCCAACGCCGCCAUUCCCGGUGACGACAUCUCCGCUUCCGAUCGUCGAGAAAUGUGGCGCGACGCCAUCCGUACCCUCGCCAAACUCCACCGCGUCGACAUCAAGUCCGUCGGGUUGGAGAACUUUGGUCGUCCGUCAGGUUUCUACUCCCGACAAAUCAAAACCUUCACUUCCCUCGCGGAGUCCCAAGCUUCCGCAAAGGACGUCGACACGGGGAUCCCCGUCGGUCAACUCCCUCACUUUCAGGAUUUCCUCUCCUACUUCUCCCAACCCGCCACCCAACCCAAAGAUCGCGGCGUCCUCUUCCACGGCGACUUCAAAAUCGACAAUCUCGUCUUCCAUCCCACCGAACCCCGCGUAAUCGGCAUCCUCGACUGGGAAAUGGCCACAAUCGGACAUCCCCUCGCCGACCUCACCAAUCUCAUCCAACCCUGGACCAUCUCCACAUCCACCCCUUCCUGGCCGCGGGUUCACGCCGACGAAGCUUUCCUGCCCGCAGAUCAUCCCCAGUCGACGGCUGCUUCUCAUCCGGGACUACCGACCAAGGAAGAGUGUAUAGCCUGGUAUCAGUCCGAUGUGGGUUUCACGGUGAGUGAGAAGGAUGUCGCGUGGGCGACGGCGUUUGCGCUGUUUAGGGAUAGUAUUAUUUUCCAGGGGAUUGCGGCGAGGUACGCGAUGAGGCAGGCGAGUAGUGGACAGGCGCAGAAGUAUGGCGGGGAGAGAGGGGUGUUUGCGGAGAUGGCUUGGGGGAAGGUGCUGGAGGCGAAGGAGAAGGACCGGGCCGGGGUGAAGUUGUGA